Beta vulgaris subsp. vulgaris (sugar beet) is the source of this 2849-nucleotide messenger RNA. Its product is annotated as protein FAR1-RELATED SEQUENCE 11. Bases 482 to 2764 code for a protein of 760 amino acids. The transcript is spliced from 5 exons. Gene Ontology annotation, molecular function: zinc ion binding. Lineage: Eukaryota; Viridiplantae; Streptophyta; Magnoliopsida; Caryophyllales; Amaranthaceae. The record is from RefSeq and is a predicted model, not a curated record. Gene Ontology annotation, biological process: regulation of DNA-templated transcription.
UACUCAAGGUUAAUUAUCGUCUCUGUUGGUGAGAGGCUGAGAUAAUCCAUUUUACCAAUUACCAGUACUGCGCACGAUAGCUCAUCUCCUAGAGUGAAGGGUUAUCCUUCUCCCCCUUGAUGCGCUCUACUCCCCCCUCUUUCCCAAAAUACCCAUCUGAUAAUUCUCUUCCCCGCCAUUUUCCCACUAUCUUCCCUCCAUUUUUUUUGACCGUUGCUUCCUAAUGUUCUCAAAUUUAACGUUACUUUCAGUUGCCUAAUCUUGAAGUUCAUUGAAGCUUGAGCACCACUGCGCUUUUGCAAGCGCUGGCUCUAAGAAGAAGCCGUAGUGUCCUUCCUAGAAAAUUGAGGUCUGAGGGGUAAGAAAUCAGUGACCUUUCUGAAUGAUACCCUGAUGUAAAUGAUACACUUUGUUUCUGAAGGAAAAGCUCAAUUGAAUAAGCCUUAAGUGCUCAGGCUCAAGUUAUUCGUUGUCUGAAUGAAUGCAGCAAGAAAUGACUGAAAAUGAGAACCAGGAUUUGGAGUCCUCCGAAAAUGACACAGAUCUGUCACAGGACAACGUGGGGUCUAUAGAGGAAAUACCAGACGAUACUAUAUUGUUAAGGCAAACAUCUGUCAAUCUGGUUCCAUUUAUCGGGCAGAGAUUUGUUUCUCAAGAUGCUGCAUAUGAAUUUUACUGCAGCUUUGCCAAACAAUGUGGUUUUUCAAUUAGGCGUCACCGCACCAGGGGAAAAGAUGGUGUUGGCCGGGGAGUCACACGAAGGGAUUUUACUUGCCAUCGUGGUGGAUAUCCACAAGCAAAACCAACAGAGGAAGGAAAGUUACAGAGGAACAGAAAAUCGUCGCGAUGUGGUUGUCAAGCAUACAUGAGAAUAGUGAAACGGUCAGAUUUCGAUGUCCCUGAAUGGCGUGUCACGGGCUUUAGUAAUAAUCACAAUCACGAACUUAUCAAAUCAUUUGAAGUGCACAUUCUUCCAUCUCACUGCACCAUAUCUGCUGAUGACAAAAGUCGGGUUUGCAUGUUUGCAAAAGCUGGAAUGUCAGCUCGUCAGAUGCUAAGAUUGUUGGAGAUAGAGAAAGGUGUUAAACUAGGUUGUUUACCGUAUAGCGAACUAGAUAUCAGAAAUCUGCUCCAGUCUUUCAGACAUGUUGAUAACGAUAAUGAUGCUAUUGACCUUGUUGGCAUGUGUAAGAGAUUGAAAGAUGAAAAUUCAGAAUUCAAGUAUGAAUUCAAGUUAGAUGGUCGUAAUAGGUUAGAGCAUAUUGCUUGGUCAUAUCCUUCAUCCGUUCAGCAAUAUGAAGCCUUUGGGGAUGCAAUACUUCUGGACACUACUCAUCGUCUGGAUGCUUAUGAUAUGCUUCUAGGCCUUUGGAUUGGUGUUGAUAAUCAUGGAAUGGCUUGCCUUUACAGCUGUGUGCUUUUGCGGAAUGAAAACCUACAGUCCUUUAUCUGGGCAUUAAAGACUUUUUUAUGCUUUAUGAAAGGAAAGGCACCACCACAAACGAUAUUGACUGACCAGAAUAUGUGGCUUAAAGAGGCAAUCGCUUGUGAAAUGCGUGAAACUAAACAUGCAUUUUCUAUAUGGCAUAUCAUGGCCAACUUCUCAGACUGGUUUUCUUUGCCACUUGAGUCUCAUUAUGAUGAUUGGAAGGCUGAAUUUUAUCGUCUUUAUAGCUUGGAAAUGGUUGAUGAAUUUGAAGCUGGUUGGACAGAGAUGGUUGAUAGAUAUGGACUACAGUCAAAUAAGCACAUCAUCAGCCUCUAUGCAUUACGUAACUUUUGGGCUCUAUCCUUUUUGAGGCGCUACUUUUUUGCUGGACUUAUGAGUAAAUCUGUGACGGACUCCAUUAAUGCUUUCAUUCAAAGGGUAUUAAAUGCACAAUCUAAACUUGACUGUUUUAUUGAGAAAGUUGCUGAUAUUGCAGAGUAUGGUGAACAAGCUAGAUCAAAGCUGAAAAUGCAGCAAUUACCGAAAGUCUCCCUGAAAACAGGUUCGCCAAUGGAAUCGCAUGCUGCUACUGUUCUUACACCUUUUGCUUUCUCUCUCCUCCAAGAAGAGCUUGUAUUGGCCCCUCAAUUUGCCUCCAUUUUGGUUGGUGAAGGCUGCUUUCAUAUCAGACACCAUACAGAAAUGGAUGGAGGGUGCAAAGUGAUGUUGGACCCUCAACAAGAACUCAUUCACUGUAGCUGUCAUCAGUUUGAAUUUUUAGGCAUCCUUUGCAGACACAUUCUUCGUGUUCUCUCAACUAAUAACUGUUUUCACAUACCAGAUAAUUAUCUGCCUUUGAGAUGGCGCCUUGUACCAAAAGAGCACAUUGAGAAAGAGCAAAGUGAGAAAGUCAAAAUCCUGGCAUCUUUGGCUUCCACAAUUCUUUCAGAAUCUGCUGCAACUGAGGAACGCCUCAGCUUUGCAUGUGAGCAAAUGUCCAUGGUAUUGUCCCACGUCAAGCAACUGCCUAGGUUGAGUUGUCAUCAUCAUAUGAAUGAGAUGGGAUUCAACAGCCCAUCAGGUUCACUGAUGGUACCGGAAGUUGAAGAUUCUGAUGGUAUUGUUCAGAGCUUCAAUCUCGGAAAUCUUCACGAGUCUUUGUUGGACAAGUUGAAAGAAGGAAAUCCAAACUCCGAGGCUGGUAAUAUUAUGUCUCGAAAGAGACGACGUUGUUCUUUUCCUUGCUGUGGACAAUUUGGACAUGAUGCAUCUGAUUGUCCCAUUAUGGAAUCUGACAGCUUACGUUCAGAUGGAGAUGCCUUAGGAUUCUUGUAAAGUAGGAGAUACUCGCUAAGGAGCAAGUUUGUACUUCAAAUUCUACUCUAAUAUAUAUGAAAGUAAUUAUAUACAGAUAUUCUCA